AUGGCGACCGCAGGGCUCACGAUCGAUGGCGUUAGAUUUCGCGACUCCGAGGGGCGGGAGGUGACAUUUCGAGGCAUCAAUGUUGCUGGCGACUGCAAACUCCCUAGACACCCGCCGCAACCUUCACACGAGACCCAGGGGUUUUACGACGCUGAAAAUGUCUCCUUUGUUGGACGACCUUUCACCGAGGAAGAGGCGCAUAUACAUUUCGGCAGAAUAAAGAGAUGGGGCUACAAUGUGGUUCGGUAUAUCUUCACGUGGGAGGCACUGGAACACGCUGGGCCAGGGAAUUAUGACGAGGACUUCAUCGACCAUACCAUUAAGAUCCUGCGGAUAGCAAAGUCAUAUGGACUCUACAUCUUCAUGGACCCUCACCAGGAUGUCUGGUCGAGAUUUACAGGCGGUUCCGGCGCACCUCUAUGGACUCUUUACGCUUGUGGGCUGAACCCGGAGGCAUUUAAUGCGACGCAAGCUGCUGUUGUUCACAAUACUUGGCCCGAUCCUGCACAGUUUCCCAAGAUGCUGUGGCCGACGAACUAUACUCGUCUGGCAACUGAGACUACUUUCACAUUAUUUUAUGCUGGCCGGGACUUUGCACCGAAUGCGAUCAUUGACGGCAAGAACAUCCAGGACUAUCUGACCGACCACUUUAUUGCGGCCUGUGCUCGUCUGGCACAGCGAAUACACGACGCGGGUGGCCUGGAGGACGAAUGCAUCAUUGGCUGGGAAACAAUGAAUGAACCACAUCGAGGACUCAUCGGCUGGGAGGAUCUGACUGCCCUGCCAGACGAGUUGAAGAUGAGGAAAGGCACAAUGCCGUCUCCCUGGCAGUCGAUACUGACGGGCUCAGGACGUGCUGUAGAAGUGGACGUUUACGACUUCAACACAUUCGGGCCAUACAAGAGCGGUAGAGAGCUGGUUGACCCUGAAGGCGUGUCCGCAUGGCUGUCGCCCGACUUCGACGACACAAGGUACGGAUGGAAUCGAGAUGCCGGCUGGAAGCUUGGUGAAUGCCUGUGGGCGCAGAACGGUGUCUGGGAUCCAAAGCAAGAGCAGCUCCUGCAGCCGAACUAUUUCGCCUCGAUACCCAAGUCCGGCGAGAAGCUGGACUACAUUAAAUAUACGAACCUAUAUUACAUGCAACAUUUCAGGAAGUACAGGGACGCCAUCCGUUCCAUCCACAAGAACUGCAUGAUUCUGGUACAGUCUGCCGUCCUGGAAAUACCACCCAGCAUAAAAGGCACUCCAGACGACGAGGAUCGACUGAUAUUUGCAAGCCACUACUACGACGGCAUCACGCUCCUCCAGAAACACUGGAACAAGUACUACAAUGUGGACGUCUUUGGCAUUCUCCGACACAAGUACUCGAGCCCUGUCUUCGCCGUCCGUCUAGGCGAGGCAGCGAUCCGCAGGUGCCUGCGCGAUCAACUCAGCGCUAUCAGGGAAGAAGGCAUGGGGUAUCUGGGCGACCAUCCGACGCUGUUUACGGAGAUUGGUAUUCCGUUCGACAUGGACGACAAGUACGCCUACAAAACCGGUGAUUACUCGAGCCAGAUCUCGGCUCUGGACGCCAAUCACUUUGCUCUGGAAGGUUCUGGGGCUCAGGGCUACACCCUAUGGACCUACGUCGUCCAGAACGACCACGAAUGGGGCGAUCAAUGGAACGGCGAAGACCUCUCCAUCGUCUCCGUCGAUGACCCUCUCCUGCCCAGCGCCUCUGACAUCUCGGCCCUGCCCUCCGCCAACCCCUCCACCACAUCCCUAGGCCAACGAUCCGCCGGAACGGGCACCACCAUCGCCGACUCUACCACCAUCGACCCCUCAAACCUCAAGGAUGCGUUGAAGACGCCGACCAUCCAACAACAACCCGGUCGACCGGUCUCCACAUCCCAACCCUUCACCACCCAGCCAAAUACUACCAUUAACACAAACGCAAACACAACGGGCUACCGCGCCGCCGAAGCCUGGGUGCGUCCUUCCCCCAUCGCCACCGUCGGCUCCGUGCAAAGCUACGGCUUCGACCUCAAGAGCGUGACCUUCACCUUCAGCCUCACGUCCGACACUCCGACCAAGGAAACCGUCGCCACCGAAAUCUUUCUCCCGGAGUUCCACUUCCCGCCGGGCAAGACGACCGUCGAGGUCUCGGGCGGGCGAUGGAGGAUCGAUAGCGUCGACGUCGACGGCCAGGGCAUGCAGUUGAUGAAAUGGUGGCAUGGGGCCGGGGACCAGAGCAUGACCGUCAAAGGGAUGAAGAGGAAGGCUGGCGCGCUGAUGGAGGAAGAGGACGAAGUCGACGGCGGUUAUCUCGAGACGAUGAGGGAGAAUUGUAGCGUAAUGUGA
Molecule: messenger RNA, 2340 nt
Organism: Cladophialophora yegresii CBS 114405
Lineage: Eukaryota; Fungi; Ascomycota; Eurotiomycetes; Chaetothyriales; Herpotrichiellaceae
Exons: 2
Coding region: 1-2340 (779 amino acids)
Biological process (GO): ergosteryl 3-beta-D-glucoside catabolic process; carbohydrate metabolic process
Molecular function (GO): steryl-beta-glucosidase activity
Source: RefSeq, a predicted model, not a curated record